AUGGGCUUGCCGAUUAUCAAGACCUCCGGCAAUGGGUUUCUGAAAUCUGAAGAGCGAUGGCAAAUCAAAGGCGUCACAUAUGGUUCAUACGAGGCUGCAGAGACCUCGUCUGAUGUUCUAGCCAAAUCAAGCCAGUGCGCAAUUGAUGCACCUCUACUGAAGCAGUUGGGCGCGAACACAGUCACUGUAUACUAUGUCGAUCCAACACAGGAUCAUGAUGACUGCAUGCAAAGCUUCGAUGACAACGAAAUAUAUGUCAUCGCGAACCUGGUGAACACCAAUCAGACCGCCAGCAACGAAGGAUGGGAUAUGUCCCAGUACACACGAUACACCAACGUGCUCGAUGCAAUGGCGGGAUAUAACAACCUUUUAGGCCUUCUCGUUGGUGUCGAGACGAUUCAAUAUAAUGCUUCCGGCUCAGACAACGAAAACAUCCUCGCUCCGUCCCUUAAAGCAGCAGUCCGAGAUAUGAAAGCAUAUACCGAUGCCAGAGGAUAUCGUACUAUUCCUUUUGGGUAUUUUACAGAUGACGAACUCAAGAUUCGACAGCAACUGGCAGAGUAUCUGGUGUGUGGAGGAAACAGUAGCGAGACGAUUGACUUUUUUGGACUCAACACCUAUGCUUGGUGCGGAGACUCCACAUACACCUCUUCCGGAUACGAAAAUUACAAUUCGAUAUUUGGGGCCCUAGGAGUGCCUAUAUUUAUUUCAGAGGAAGGGUGCACUGCGGUUCAGCCCCGAAAAUUCACAGAUCAGCCUGUUAUCUUCGGUUCCAAGAUGUCACCCAAUUGGAGUGGUGCGGUCAUCUAUGAAUGGCAUGAAACUGGUAAUCAAGAGGUGAGGAUUACGGGCUACAGUUUGAGUAAAGAAUGGGCCUCUUGCACCAUCAACACCACUUCUCCAAUGACUAUGACGAGGCCGGCCUGCCCUUCACAGAGCAGUUCCUACUGGACACUCGAUCCGAGUGCUACGUUACCGACAAUUGCCGGCCUUAAUAUUGCAACAGUGAAAGCCGCUAGUGUCACGGCUACAGCUACUUCCAGUGGUUCAUUUUCUGCGGCAUCUGCAGUAUCUGCAGCGUCUAGUUCCGGCGAAUCUGGGCUUUCGGCCGGCGCAAAGGCUGGAAUCGGUAUUGGAGUUGCCGCCGGUGUGAUCAUAAUCGCAAUUGCGGCGUUGUGGCUCUAUUAUCGGUUGAAGCACCGUGGCAAGCCUGGCAAGGCGAAGCAGUUGGAAAGAUCAGAGCAGCCCGAGACGGCAGAGCUUCCCACCUCGGAAGCUAGAGCCGAACUACACGGUUCAGGUAAUAUAGCGGAGAUGUAUUCGGGUUCAACAACUCAUACACACGAGCUGCAGGCUUUGGGGGCUUUGGAAAGACCUCAUGAGCUGGAUGAUUCUUCGGUUCAGCCGGAAACAAACAGCACGCGAGAGAGCCCCAGUGAAGCGCAACCAUCUUCGCCUUCCAGGGCAGAAGCAGUGAAUCAUGAUGCGAGAGACCCUCAGGCUGCGCUUUUAGGACCAUUCCAGCCAGAGCAGGAAGGCCCUCCGCUUGAUGGGUCGUCGCAACGCUCAAUUAGGCACUUGGAGAGCUGA
Messenger RNA from Penicillium macrosclerotiorum, 1590 nucleotides. RefSeq lists its product as uncharacterized. Gene Ontology annotation, cellular component: cytoplasm; fungal-type cell wall. NCBI's taxonomy places the organism in Eukaryota, Fungi, Ascomycota, Eurotiomycetes, Eurotiales, Aspergillaceae. The record is from RefSeq and is a predicted model, not a curated record. The transcript has 6 exons. Bases 1 to 1590 code for a protein of 529 amino acids. Gene Ontology annotation, biological process: fungal-type cell wall (1->3)-beta-D-glucan biosynthetic process. Gene Ontology annotation, molecular function: 1,3-beta-glucanosyltransferase activity.